This is a messenger RNA of Rhipicephalus sanguineus (brown dog tick), 7679 nucleotides long. It is a transcript of the gene Epp, whose product is annotated as protein UBASH3A homolog. The record is from RefSeq and is a predicted model, not a curated record. Gene Ontology annotation, molecular function: protein binding. The transcript is spliced from 14 exons. Bases 208 to 2358 code for a protein of 716 amino acids. Lineage: Eukaryota; Metazoa; Arthropoda; Arachnida; Ixodida; Ixodidae.
CACUCGAUCCAAAAAAGCAAAGUGGGCUUGAGCUUUUUCGUUUUAUUGCGGUAGGGCGUUAUCGCCUGUGUUUCUAAUUAAGGUUUUUUUUUUUUGUGUUGCAGCCGCUAUGAGCUCGCGUAUCGGCACUUAGCGGGUCGUGAAGUGACUCGUGCGCUUUCGAAUUGUGAUCGUUUUAACAGCGCAAGACGAUGUGACAAGCGUCGAAUGGCUUCGCCUCCUCCACGCCGAAAUGUCAGCAGUAGGCCGCACAAGCAACACCUGUCCCCUCUUCAGGUUCUGCUGCAAAUGGGAUUUCCAAAGCACAGAGCCGAGAAGGCUCUUGCAGCGACGGGGGACAGGGGAGUGCAGUUAGCGGCCGAUUGGCUCUUAGCUCAUGUCAACGACCCCACCUUGGACGACAGCACCCCUAGGGAAUAUAUCCUUUACCUCUGCCCGGUGGGACCACUUCUGGAGCAGCUGCAGAAGUUCUCUCUCCAGUCUAUGCUGCAGUGUGGACGCAAUGGUGCACACAACUACCUGCCACACAUCACGCUGUGCUCUUUUUUCCAGGCCCCCGAUGAUGCUAUUGGGCAUCUCAGUCGAGCACUGCAGCAUGUUGUGGAGAAGCUGAAACCAGAACUUCCAGAGUCUAUUAAGCUCGAACAUUACACCUCGCAAACGUUUCUCGGGCUCUUUGUAGCCGAAGAACACAACGAUGCGUUAAAAAAGCUUGCUGUUUAUUUUAUGAGAGAGGUCUCCGAAUUUAUUGUAUCCGAUAUCGGGGCACUGGAGGUGUUGGGCACUUGCUUCCCAUGGUGCUCGUCUUCUUAUUCUUCCCUUAGCAAGACUGCUUCGCGAAACAGGCGCAUCCAAGUGGAGCCCUACCUGAAGGCCCUGCACAUCACGCUCGCGUACCAGUUUCAGUUGGAGCAUUAUGCCACAUUAGAGAAGCUUAGCCAGGCCAUCAACACCAACACUGCGGCAUGCUGGGAACUCAGGCUGUACUCUCGUGACACCAGGAUAAAGGGUUGUGAGGUGCACAAAGUGCUGUACUCGCAUGUGCCAAAGGAGCCCGAUGAGCUGGAGCUUCUCAUUGGCGACUUUGUGUACGUGAGUGGAGAGCACCUUGGUGCGGCCACCGACGGCUGGGUGGAGGGCACCUCGUGGCUCACGGGGGCCACGGGAUUCCUGCCCAAGAACUACAUCGAACGGACAGCCGAGUCGGAUGCCUGGACACUGCACAGGUCCAUAACAAUCGUGAAGGACGUCUUUAUUGAUGGUCUGGAUGAUGGCGUACUGCAAAGGAGGCCGGCAGUAGCUGCAGCGCAAGCUCCACCAAGCCCUCAAGUGUGUCCCAAAGCACCAGCGGUAGCCCAGGUAGCUCCAGCGUCACCUUCAGCGGCAGCGUCGGCUGUGCAACCUGCACCUCCGCAGGCUGCAGACAGGGAAGAAAAGGUCACCACACCACCGAAGGAGAUCAUCUACGAAAACCUAGGAUUUUUAAAUCAAGCAGCAAAGCAGGAAAACGCGAAGGUCAGCACAAGUCCACGAAAGCUCUACGUUGCUCGACAUGCAGAGCGUGUGGAUUUCACAUUUGGAGCCUGGCUACCAAUAUGUUUUGAUGCAGCUGGGAACUACACACGGCGGGACCUGAACAUGCCGGCAGUGGUACCAGAGAGGAAAGGAGGCUACAUGGACUAUGCAAAGGACUCCCCUCUGACUAACAUUGGCCUGUAUCAGGCCACACUGACAGGGAAUGCUAUGUGUGAAAGUGGCGUCACAUUCAGUCAUGUGUUUUCAUCUCCAUCCCUGCGCUGCAUACAGACGUGCACGAAUAUCCUGACAGCGUUGCACUUUGACGACAUGCUCAUCAACGUGGAGCCCGGGUUGUUUGAGUGGCUCGCCUGGUACCCCGAAGGCACGCCAGCGUGGAUGACACCUUCCGAGCUAAAGGAGCACGGCUUCCACAUCAACCUCGACUACAAACCGCUCAUCGAAACCGAAGAACUGAAGCACAAGAAAGAGUCCGUCGACCAGUACUACGUGCGGAGCUACUACGUUGCUCAGAAUGUCUUGAAGAGGACAGCACCUGAAGGUGGAAAUGUGCUGCUUGUUGGCCAUGCGGCAACCCUGGAGACGUGCACUCGCCAGCUGACGGGCCGUAAGCCUCGGUCGGCCACGGAGCUCGUACAGCUGGUGCACAAGAUCCCAUACUGCGGCCUGUGCGUGGCCCAGGAGGUUCCGAGCUGUGGACCCCAGGUCACUGCAGAGGGUACGGCCGGGAGCACCGGAUGGGCACUGGUGGCGCCACCUAUCCCUCCUCUGACCCACAGUGCCAACACCCGUUUCGAUUGGCGCUGCAUGCUUUCGACGUGAUCGAGCGAGGCUGACAGGUAGUUUCGGAGCAAAAUGUCAGCCUCGCAGGCAGAUUCAUUCACCAAUUGCGCGGUGGAGGAGCGCUACCGACGCGGAGUGUUCAGGGCCAGUUUGCAAAUGGCAAGAUGCAAUGGCAACACAUUUUUACCAUUUGCCAUUUGCAAACGGUCGUCGCACCGGCGCACUAAUGUGUAAAUCAUCGGAAGGGGCUGAUGUCAACAACUCUGUUUUCGGAGCAGCAGUGCACACCAACCUAAACUGAUACUGAAUCCCACUGGCCAGUCUGAAGGCACUACUUUCUUACGUCCGGAUUUAACAUAUCAGCAUCUGCCGGAGAAUACGUACAAUUCGAAAAGAAAAGGAUACACACAUGCAGCAGUGACAAUAGCCUUCCCCUCUCUUCAUAGUUACAUUGUGCUGUUAUAACACUGUAACCACCAUGUGAUGCAAACAAAUCUGAGCCACUUAUGCUGCCGUAUCAAAACAGCAAAACGAAAUGCACUAUGCAUCACAGCUGAGGUCACGUCACAGAGUGGGUGCAGAAACACCUGUGCAGUUAGGUUUUAGUGAUUGUUAAACAACCCUAGAUGGAAAAUGUUAACCCUGUGUCCUCCACUCUGGUGUGCUUCAUAAUCAUAUCAUACUUCUGGCACAUAAAACUCUGGAAUUCAACUUUUGUUAAUUUGCUCUGCCAUGGCUGCAUAAGGAACCUGCUGCAGACUGACCAGUGAAAUUGAUAACACUGUUACCACAGGCGCACUCCAGUCAUUGAAGGCCAUUGAUAAACUUAACACAUUAUAAGCGGUAUUCACACGGAGGACAAAUCCUCGGGGGAUAAAGGCAGAGCAUAGUGACGUCAUCUCCCGAGGAGAAUUCCCCACAAAUAUGCCACGCUCACACGGACGAGGCGAAUGGAGGGGAGACCAGUGUUGCCAGACUACUCUGGUGGCUUGUACCGCCCGUUUCACCAGCUGCUGACGACGAGCUGCAGAUGACCAGCUGCACACUGGACACCCACUGCCGCUCUCUGCAGGAGCAAGUGCAACAAUGUGGCCCAACAAGAGCCCAAAAUUCCGCUAUAUCCCCUACAGUCAAGGGAUCAUUUGUCCUGUCGGGAAAAGGAAGGUCCUCAUGUCCUCCAAAGAGGCGCGAGGGGGUGUCACGCCCACUCACUAAUCCGUGACAUUGCAGUCACGUGGUCCGCAAUCCCCCCGUGUCCUCCGCGAAUUUCUCCCUCGUGUGAAUACCCCUAUAAGGACAAUGAGUGGAACAACCACUGCUUGGCGGGGCUGUAGGAACAGCUUGUGUAUGAUAUAACUUCAUCUGCACACUAUUGGUGCUGCACGAUCACAACUGUGUCUGAUUUGCUUAGAAACGCUGAAUAAUUUAAUGAUAGCGAUAUCGCUCAAUGUUAGUCUACACAUGUGAUAAGUGUAAGGUGACUAAUAGUAACCCUAGCUUUGCUCUGAGUGCAAAGCCGCUUCAGAACACAGAGAUUUUAACAUACAUUUGUUUUCUGGAGGUUGCAUGCUUGUAAAAGCGAAGUUUUUGUGCUUUUGCUGACACAGCGUUGGGUACUGAAAUGCCCGUUUCUGUGUUGACAGCGUGGCACCGCAUACAUGCUUUCGUUAAAAAUGGCCCCUACGCUUCUUUUAAGCGGCAUUGAUGUGGAGUUUUCGACGUUUCAUUUUUUGCUUCGACGAAAGGUCCUGCACUUCGAAGUCCUAUAAAAAGUAUGAGUAUAAUUAUUUACGAUUAUCUUUUCUACAUCUCGCUUUGGUUUUGUCUCCCAAAAAGCACAUGUGCCGUUGACGCAGAAGAGGUUGCGUGAAAGUAUUUACUAAAGAUCACCCUCGUGUAAGGCCUGCAGCUUCACGUAAAGCACAAGAACUUUGAAAUGAUGAUUGACUAAACGUCAUGUGGAUAGAAUGGUUAGAAGGCUGGAGCUUCAUGUGCACUGGCUGCGCUCGUAUGACUGCAAACUAUAGGCAGCUCCUGGAUGCACAUUUGCAAGAGAACAAGUGCCAAUAAUGUUCUUGCGAUUGUCAAGCUAGCUACUGCCCAAGGAUUUCCUUAAACAGACGUACAAUGAAUCUGCUGAAACGACGAGCUUUACAAAACUAAGGUUUCCUGUGCUCAAAAGAUUUUUGUGCUGUUUUCUCAUAGAGAUGUAGAAGAUCGCAUGAAGAUGCAGCUGCCGUAGUGGGAAAACGAGGGUUUGUAACUGCAGAGUGAUCUUUUUCGGAGGUCUCCGCUUUCUUGUACAUUUAGCAUGAAAGUUCUGGGGUCAUAUAUGAACAGCACGGUGAUGUCCACUGUUAUAGCAGGGAGUAUGUGGCCACAUGGCUCAAAAACUUUUUUUAAUCACGUGAGCUGCAGUUUAGAGCAGAAGCAGUAGCAGUGCACAACACCGGCACCUCAGUUAGAAUUUUCGUCACCUGCUAAUCCGCGGCCGAUCCACAGUUUAGAUGUACGCAGCCAAUCCAUAUCUUCAAAACUUGCUACGAAGGUGAACUUUAUUUUUCCCACGCAUGCAGUCAAAUGUUCACAAGUGGACCGCACUGUGCAGUGGCACCCGGAGGAAAGGGAACACCUUCAUUGAAUGAUGUUUACUACAGAAGUUCAAAUUAGAGAUCAAGGACUUGCUGAUGUAUGUAGUGUUGGCCUGAAGGUCAUCGUAAAAGUUCCCUGCUUUUUUUUAUUUCAGUACAAAGCCCUGUCAAAUUUGUGCAGUGCUUAUGGCUAUCUGCUACUGUGCACGUUGUCUUGAGGCUGUGGUGCCUCCGUCAUCAAGGCGGCAAAAUUCCAAAAAUGCUUGCUUGCCUAGAUUCGUGCGUGCAUCAGAAAAUGCCAGAUGGCCCAUAUUGCUCCAAAAAAGCUCUUGUUAUGACACUUCUUGCUUUGGGACAUUAAACCUUGUAAAUCAGUUAAAGUCGAAAAUUGCAGAAAGGAUGUUCCCUUUCGUCGUGUCCACCAUGUACCUAUAUACAUAGUCGUACUACUGCAGGCCGUGAAAGCUAGGUGAGUUACGUGUUCAGAGUCUGGUUGCACAUGGGGGCCACUGAGAUGUUUUGAUGGCUAAUGUGGGUGCCAGAAGUUUGUCGCAUUGUCUGACAGCUAACAACCCAAUCAGGGUAGUUACUGGCAGGUGAUAAGUGUGUGUCAGCCUGUGGCAACGAAAAGGAGAAGUGAUGGUGUUCACAUAUUUCUACAUGUUGGAGCAACUAAGGCACUCCUUUGUUUGGUCAAGCCUAAUUUCAUAAUUUUCGACCAGAACUACCUUGCCUCCUCGAUGCUGCUUGUGAUAGCGAGCACCACAGAUUGAAGCCAGGCCCACCGACGUUAACUUUCUGAAACGCUGUACUUGGCCACAAGGCUGUAAUUUUACCCGAUUUUCCAGAUUUUUUUGUUUUUUUUUAACCUCAGACCGAUGUUUCGCAAGGAGUAUAUUGAUUGGAAAUGCAAUGAUGCAGGGAGAAAACUAUGUAGCAAAGUCAGUGUUUAAAGUCAUUGACAGAGGAGACAAAAUUUUGACGUGUCGCAAUGCGUGCGAAAUGAAACACUGAAAAGAAAGGGAUGGACCACUGUGCACAACAGCUUUGCUGUUGAUCCCCUUCUUUUAUUUGUUCUCUUUGGUGCCCAUUAAACCACGAUGAACCUAUGCCAGCUAGCCUGAACGUCAGUUCUUCAUUACAGAGACAUUGUUUGUUCUUGUGUGUGUGCCGUUGAAACACAGUUGUUGUCAGUUCCAAACACGGUGGUGUGCAGAAACAUGGUUUUACCUGCAGACGAAAGUUUCUUUUAUGGUUGGUGGACCGUUGAAGUUUCAUGAUAGACUGUCACAGUUUGCCAACAGCUGCACUGCUGCUGCUGUCAUCAUAUUUGUGGUUAUGCUUUACAAUUUUAGACUACUAUGCUUCUUUAUUUAUGAUCUAAGCAAUACAGAAUGGAUCGAGCUGAUAAUAAAAAAAAUUGGAAGACAUGGAUUCACCCUGAAUCAUCAAAUAAAUUCCCUUGAUUACAGAGUGAUUCAAAACAUGCUCCAAUUCACCUUUAAUUUCAGCACCGAUCCAACAGAGUAGGGCUUGUUUGGCUAACAGCGGUGACAGUUUCUCACAGUAGCGUGCCGCCGUUUGUUUCGUGCACAGUAUGUGUGAAGAGGAUAAUCAGUGCCCACAAGUGUUUCGUGUAAUGAGGGUGGACUGAUUGCUUGCGUUAUGUCACACACUGGUGUGACGAUUUAACGUUUCGCAGGUUUUUCAUUUGUGUUUGUUGAUUUACAAUGCAGCGCAUGUGUCACUAACUAAAUGGCUCCGCAGGCACUUGCAGUGACAAACUGUCGUUCGAAAAACACGUGGAGCUAGGGUGCCCAUUUUCUUGGUCGAGUGAAUAAAUGAGCUGACACCAUCGGCCUACAUGUGCACUAUGCACCACAAAGCUAGGCUGAAACUUUCAGCUGACCCUUCAGGCGUUCUCUUGGCUUGGAAAUGGCUAUUGUUUCACUUGAUUGUUAGCACAAUAGAACCCUGCGGCCGCAUUCACCGAGUGAGGAAAGGAAAGUACGAGGGAUCCCCUUCUGCUGAUACCGUGAGUGAGAAUCCAGCUGAUAUCACACGAACAAAAUCAUCAGAGGAAGGCACGCAAAUGUGGAGUUUGGUACGUAGUUGGAAUCCGGUAAUGCGAUGCACGAGCUUACACUUCGUUGUCAUAGCUACCUGUGGCUAUGGGGCAGCAGAAUUUCGUUUGCUACCUUUUUUGGCCGCCACUCAGGCCGAAAAUUGAGCUCCUAGUUGGAAGCAUCUGCGACAUUUUCUCGCUGUGUCGAGGAUGGGCUUUUCUAAACCCGAACAUUUCUUGCUUUGUGGUCACACACCUUGCCAUUUUAUCUCCAGUGCGUGAGGUCAGCUUAGAGUUGUCAAUGUGUGAGCAUUGUUUUGUUUGCAGCGUGCUUUUGUGACAAAACUGUGCCAUCAGGCGAAAGUUUCCUUCGCUUCAUUUAGGGACCUCUCGCUAUUUAACGGGGGUUUGGUAGUUGUAGUCUGGUUGUUUUCUUCUAAGAGGACGUACCUUCAAUGAAUUACGAAUUGCUGUUGUCUCUGUUUUCCCUUGGUGUGUUGCCCAUCGUUAAUUUAUUUUUGUGUAAAUACACAUCUUGUGCCGUGUGUGCCGAAGACCUUGUGUACAGAUUGUAGAGGUGUAAAAUGAAAGAUUGUUUUCGGGCAAAGGGCAACUUACAAAUCACAUAUUUGAAAUUCUAUGUGUGCAACUUGAAAAAAAAAAAAAAGCAAGACAUUUUGCCAUUAAAUUAUUUCUUGUUAUCA